This is a messenger RNA of Paramisgurnus dabryanus, 2983 nucleotides long. The record is from RefSeq and is a predicted model, not a curated record. NCBI's taxonomy places the organism in Eukaryota, Metazoa, Chordata, Actinopteri, Cypriniformes, Cobitidae.
UUGAUGUUUUGAGUUGAAACAGCCAUGAUGGAUGGUUUCAAACUUUUGUUUUGUUUGUUGUUGCGUCACCACUUUUUACUCAAAGGACAAACUUCUCCUGUGGGAUAUAAAACUUACAAGACUGAUGUUCAGCAAGAACUUCUUGGGAGUAAAGAUAACCCACUCCCUAUUCCUUAUCAAGUAAUUAACCAAAAUCCAACACCAGAGGAGGCAAAGUGCAACAUGGCUGUCCUACUGUCUGUAAAUAAUGCAUCUGGCUUAGUUAUUCAAACAGGUUAUGAUGGGUCAGAGUUACUGGGCACCUCUGGGCACCCUCAGCCCCAGCCAGAAGAGCACAGCUCUGGCCAGCCUCAGCACCAGUCAGAAGAGCCCGGCUCUGGCCAACCAAAGCCCCAGCCAAAGGAGCCCACCUCUAGUCACCCCAAGCCUCAGCCCCAGCCAGAGGAGCCCACCGGUCACCCCAAGCUUCAACCCCAGAUGGAGGUGCCUACCUCUGGCCACCAUGAGCCCCGGCCAGAGGGGAACCCCACCCGUGGCCACCCCAAAAAUCAGCCUCGGCCAGAGGAGCCCACCCGUGGCCACCCCAAAAAUCAGCCUCGGCCAGAGGAGCCCACCCGUGCCCCCCCCCAAAAUCAGCCUCGGCCGGUGGAACCCACCUUCGGCCACCUUGAGUCUCAGCCCAAACUUGAGGAGCACAGCUUUGGCCACUCUGAGCCCCAGCUGGAGGAGCCCACCUCUGCCCACCCUGAGCCUCAGCCCCAGCAAGUGGAGCCCAGCCCUGGCCUUUCCAAGCCCCGGACAGUGGAGUCCACCUUUGGCCUCCCCAAGCAUCAGCCUCAGCUUGAAAAGCCCACGUCUGGACAACCCGAGCCCCAGACAGAGGUGCCCACCUCUGGCCACCAUGAGCCCCGGCCAGAGGAGCCCACCUCCCAUGGCCAAGGCCAGCCCCGGCCAGAGGGGAACACCACCCGUGGCCAAGGCCAGCCCCGGCCAGAGGGGAACACCACCCGUGACCAAGCCCAGCUCCUGCCAGAGGAGAACACCACCCGUGACCAAGCCCAGCCCCGGCCAGAGGAGAACACCACCCGUAGCCACCCCAAAAAUCAGCCUCGGCCAGAGGAGCCCACCACCCGUGGCCACCCCAAAAAUCAGCCCCGGCCAGAGGAGCCCACCACCCGUGCCCACACCCAGCCCCGGCCAGAGAAGCCCACCACCCGUGACCAAGCCCAGCCCCGGCCAGAGGAGAACACCACCCGUGACCAAGCCCAGCCUCGGCCAGAAGAGAACACCACCCAUAGCCACCCCAAAAAUCAGCCCCGGCCAGAGGAGCCCACCACCCGUGCCCACACCCAGCCCCGGCAAGAGGAGCCCACCACCCGUGACCAAGCCCAGCCCCGGCCAGAGGAGAACACCACCCGUGACCAAGCCCAGCCCCGGCCAGAAGAGAACACCACCCAUAGCCACCCCAAAAAUCAGCCCCGGCCAGAGGAGCCCACCUCCCGUGGCCAAGCCCAUCCCUGGCCAGAGGGGAACACCACCCAUGGCCAAGGCCAGCUCCGGCCAGAGGGGAACACCACCCGUGACCAAGCCCAGCUCCGGCCAGAGGAGAACACCACCCGUGACCAAGCCCAGCCCCGGCCAGAGGAGAACACCACCCGUAGCCACCCCAAAAAUCAGCCUCGGCCAGAGGAGCCCACCCGUGGCCACCCCAAAAAUCAGCCCCGGGCAGAGGAGCCCACCACCCGUGCCCAUCCCAAAAAUCAGCCUCGGCCAGAGGAGCCCACCCGUGGCCACCCCAAAAAUCAGCCCCGGCCAGAGGAGCCCACCACCCAUGACCAAGCCCAGCCCCGGCCAGAGGAGAACACCACCCGUAGCCACCCCAAAAAUCAGCCUCGGCCAGAGGAGCCCACCCGUGGCCACCCCAAAAAUCAGCCCCGGCCAGAGGAGCCUACCACCCGUGGCCACACCCAGCCCCGGCCAGAGGAGCCCACCACCCGUGGCCAUCCCAAAAAUCAGCCUCAGCCAGAGGAGCCCACCCGUGGCCACCCCAAAAAUCAGCCUCGGCCGGUGGAACCCACCUUUGGCCACCUUGAGUCUCAUCCCAAACUUGAGGAGCCCCCCUCUGCCCACCCUGAGCCUCAGCCCCAGCAAGUGGAGCCCAGCCCUGGCCUUUCCAAGCCCCAGACAGUGGAGUCCACCUUUGGCCUCCCCGAGCAUCAGCCUCAGCUUGAAGAGCCCACGUCUGGACAACCCGAGCCUCAGACAGAGGUGCCCACCUCUGGCUUCCCCGAGCCUCAGUCCCAGCUGGAGGAGUCCCCCUCUGGCUUCCCCGAGCCUCAGUCCCAGCUGGAGGAGUCCCCCUCUGGCUUCCCCGAGCCUCAGUCCCAGCUGGAGGAGUCCCCCUCUGGCUUCCCCGAGCCUCAGUCCCAGCUGGAGGAGUCCCCCUCUGGCUUCCCCGAGCCUCAGUCCCAGCUGGAGGAGUCCCCCUCUGGCUUCCCCGAGCCUCAGUCCCAGCUGGAGGAGUCCCCCUCUGGCUUCCCCGUGCCUCAGUCCCAGCUGGAGGAGUCCCCCUCUGGCUUCCCCGAGCCUCAGUCCCAGCUGGAGGAGUCCCCCUCUGGCUUCCCCGAGCCUCAGUCCCAGCUGGAGGAGUCCCAGCUGUCCCAGCUGGAGGAGUCCCCCUCUGGCUUCCCCGAGCCUCAGUCCCAGCUGGAGGAGUCCCCCUCUGGCCUUCUUGAGGCUCAGUCCCAGCUGGAGAAGUUCAUCUCUGGCCACCCUGAGUCCAAUCUUCAGCCAAAUGAGCCCGGCUCUCACCAGCACAAGCACCAGUCAAAAGCACCAGAAUCUAGCCAUUUGCCUUUUAUCACCUGCAUGUUUAAACCAAAAUGUGCUUUUGCUCUCAAGUCACUUCUUAGUUCUCUUCAUCACUAAAUCUGCUGUUUUUAUGUCCUUGUGGCUUUUACAAUUGACCCAAAUAAAACCAGUU